GGACGCGGACGGGCCGCCGCCGCCACCGUUCUGCCCCUGCCCGCGCGGAGCGCGCCCUGCGACGGUUCCAGCCCGGCUCUCAGCUCCCCCGGGGGAUCCAUUUCCGUCUUGCCUUCGCCGGUGACGCCGGUGACGCAUUGCAGCCCCGCGGAGAUGCUAUCUCGUCACCUGCAGGCCGGGACCCCCGCCCGGGCGGGAAGCAGGAGAUAGAGCCAGGCGGCCGCCCGCCGGCCCGCACCCCGUCCCCCGCGGACCUCAGGGAUGUGGCCGCCCCAGUGACGGCCCCGCGGCCCCGAGGCUGCCCUGGUCGGGCGGAGCCUGGUGUGAGGAGCGGCUGCUCCCGGCGCGGGCGCGUGUGGAGUCCCUGGAUGGAGCUUGGGACCCGGGCCCCUCAUGUCUGUCCUGCUGACUCUGUGUGUGGCGCUCCUGCCCCUGGCGACCCCCGGCCAAGGCGUCCGGCGAUGGGAGCCCUGCACGGACCUGCGGCCCCUGGACAUCCUGGCAGAGGCGGUCCCUCCCGAUGGCAUGGCAGCGGGCGUCAGGGUGACGCAGGUCCAGGGUGCACGAGGACUCCAGCUCUCGGCCGCCGCCCCCCACGCCCUGAGCUUCCCUGCCUCGAGGGUCUUCUCCAGAUGUGACCUCUUCCCGGAAGAAUUUUCCAUUGUCGUGACCUUGAACGCUCCCAGUCUCCCUCCUAAGAAGAACGAGUACCUGCUCACGGUGGUGGCCGAGCGGGACGCGCUGCUGCUGGGUCUGCGCUACUCCGCGGCGCAGCUGCACCUGCUCUUCCUCAGCCAGGACGCGGCCGGCACCUGGCAGACCCGCGUGUCCUUCCGCAGCCCGGCUCUGACCGACGGCCAGUGGCACACGCUGGUCCUGGCUGUGUCCGAAGGCGCCUUCUCCCUCACCACGGACUGCGGCCCUCCUGUGGACAUAACGACUGACAUGCCCUUUCCAGCCACCCUGUCGGUGCGAGGAGCCCGGUUCUUCAUCGGCAGCCGGAGGAGGACCAAAGGCCUGUUCACGGGCCUGGUGAGGCAGCUGGUUCUGCUGCCCGGCUCAGAUGCCACCCCAAGGCUGUGCCCCUGCAGGAACGCUGAGCUCGCCGCACUGUCCAUCCCCCCCGUCCUGCAGGGACUCCCGGGGAAGCCAGAAGAGAACGAGGUGCUAAAAUACCCCUACGAAACCGACAUGAAGGUGACGCUGGGAUCCCGGCCUCCGUGUACCAAGGCGGAGGACGCCCAGUUCUGGUUUGAUGCCAGCCGCAAGGGGCUGUACCUGUGUGUGGGCAGCGAGUGGGUCUCCGUGUUAGCAGCCAGAGAGAGGCUGGACUACGUGGAGGAGCACCAGCGCCUGUCCACACACGCGGAGACGCUGGGCAUCGAGGUCUUCGCCAUCCCCGAGGCCGGGCUCUUCGUCGCCACCGCCAACCGCAGGGCCACGUCCGCCAUCUACAAGUGGACGGACGGCAAGUUCGCCUCCUACCAGGACGUCCCCACGCACCAGGCCCAGUCCUGGCGGCACUUCACCAUCGGGAAGCGGGUCUUCCUGGCCGUGGCUAAUUUUGAACCGAAUGAAAAGGGGCAGGAGUUCUCCGUCAUUUACAAGUGGAGCCCGAGACGGCUGAGGUUCACGCCGUACCAGCGGGUGCCCACCCACAGCGCCCGGGACUGGGAGGCCUUCGAGGUGUCCGGGGAGCACUUCCUGGCCGUGGCCAACCACCGGGAAGGCGACAACCACAACAUCGACAGCGUCAUCUACAAGUGGAACCCGGGCAGCCGGCUCUUCGAGGCCAACCAGACCAUCGCCACCUCGGGCGCCUACGACUGGGAGUUCUUCACGGUGGGGCCCUACGCCUUCCUGGCCGUGGCCAACGCCUUCAACGGCACGUCCACGCGGCUGCAGUCCCAUCUGUACGUGCGCCUGGGCGGCUCCUUCCAGCUCUUCCAGUCGUUUCUGGAUGAUGGCUUGUCCUUCUCGGUGGCAGACCCCAGGCCACGUCCCCAGGAUGAUUCUAAAAUCGGGACGUUGCUGUCGGCAUUUGCGUCCUCCUGGCUGUGUCGGAAUGUGGAGCUGAGGCACAGCUGUGGUCACUCCCUCCUCUGGAUUCAGCGGUGGGACGACCCUCCCGCCACCUUGGGGGAGAGUCCCUGCCUGCGGGUCAGACUUCCCUUUCGUGCCACAGCCCACACAUGUGGCUCGCCUCGCACACGGCCGCGUCUGCUGCGCGGACUGCUUCUCUGCAAGGUCCAAGUUACUUCUGAAACCCCUCCCCUGCUCCCUCCCCUUUCUGGGGGAGGAAAACCGCCGUCUCUGCCCCGUAAGGUCUCCCGGCCUCUUGCUGGUCCCUGUUCCCGGAGGCCAUUCUCCUGCUCCCGCAUCUCUGUGCCUCCCGGGUCUCCAGCCUCGCGUCCUCGCAUCCUCCGUGCUUCCACUGUGUCUGGAAGGAGGCUGGGCGGCGUGCGUUCGUGGAGACCCCUUUCCUCUGCACUCCUCCCCCCGACCCUCCAGGCCCGCCGCCUCCAGAACUGUCAGUGGUUCCCAUUCUGGAACGUUCCUUUACCGCCAUCUUUGGCUGCAGCCACUACACCCAGUUCUGAUGUCCCUUCUCCAGGUUGACCCCGGCUUUUCGGGUAACACCCUAAGGUGCUCCCCCCAAUUCCGCAGCAUCCUAUGCGGCUGGCCAGGUCAGGGGACCAAGGCCGGCCAGUGGGCGUUGAGCUGAGAGAGCCUGAGCUAAGCCGGGCCUGGGGCUGAGCGUCUGGGGAGUGUCCCGCCUCUCAUCCUCCCCAGCCACGGGGCCACAUGCCCCGAGCUUCCAGCAUCGCCCAGUGAGCAUCACCCUGCGGUGGGAAGCACGGGUGCCAUGGUGGCCCAUCCUCACCUGGGUGCCACGUGCAGGAUUCAGGCUGGAGGUGUUUCCCAGAACAGUGAGGCCAGCCCAGCUCCCAGCACGGGGGCACGGCGACGCCGCUGCCUCCUGCAGGGCCUCCCCUUUGAUCUCUGCCCUCAGCGCCCACACGUGCUUGCACCGGCUUCCAACUCGCCACAGCACCCUUCCAGUCAGUCCGCAGGGACGCGCUCCCAGGCCCGGAGACCUUCCCGGCUUUUCUUGCUCAUUUUAUGCCGCCUCGGCCCCGCCAGGACUCUGGUCGGUGGGCUGGGUUCUUUGAUUGAGUCACAUCUCUUCUUCUUGCUGUGCAGCUUCCAGGGUUCCCUGCCCUUAUUCUGCAGGCACGUGGCUGCGUGUCUUCUCCUAAUGCCGGGAAUGGUGAUUUUUUAAGUUGAAUAAAUGAAUU
Messenger RNA from Phacochoerus africanus (Common warthog), 3299 nucleotides. RefSeq names its product thrombospondin type laminin G domain and EAR repeats (gene TSPEAR). The transcript has 10 exons. Lineage: Eukaryota; Metazoa; Chordata; Mammalia; Artiodactyla; Suidae. Bases 394 to 2619 code for a protein of 741 amino acids. Gene Ontology annotation, biological process: signal transduction. The record is from RefSeq and is a predicted model, not a curated record.